Molecule: messenger RNA, 7485 nt
Organism: Stegostoma tigrinum
Lineage: Eukaryota; Metazoa; Chordata; Chondrichthyes; Orectolobiformes; Stegostomatidae
Gene: rfc1
Product: replication factor C (activator 1) 1
Exons: 25
Coding region: 193-3738 (1181 amino acids)
Biological process (GO): DNA replication; DNA repair
Cellular component (GO): nucleus; DNA replication factor C complex
Molecular function (GO): DNA binding; ATP hydrolysis activity; DNA clamp unloader activity
Source: RefSeq, a predicted model, not a curated record
UUCCGCAUAGAUUUGCAGCUGAGACAUGUUUCUCACGCAGGGCUCGCGUCUGUGUUUCUACCUCUUCCAGGGUCAGUAGGCUAGAUUCCACCCCACCCCCUUCCAGAGGGAAAACCGAGCCGCUCAGGGCAGUGUUUCUGGAGGUGGAGCGGUGCCUCUGUGUACCAGCCUCAGCUGUGAAAAUCCACGCCAAUGAGUGUGCAGCAGGACAUCAGAAGAUUCUUCGGUGGUCUUGGGAAGAAACCUGGGAAUGAGUCUUUGGAAAAGAAUCGGGCUAAAAAUGUUGGCAAGGGCAUUUCAGAUGCAAAGAAGAAAACUGAUGCCAAGUUAAAGGAUUCACACAAUUCAAUAUCAGGAAAACCAAAGCCAGCACACAGGAAAAAACACAUCAUUUAUGAUUCAGAUUCUGAAUCUGAAGAGACUCCUCCAGAUAAGAAAUCCAAGAAGAACCCUUGCACCAGCAAAUCUAUGAAAGCUUCCAAACAAGACACUGUUACAGUGAUUUCUGAAACUGACGAAGAGGAGGAUUUUCAACAAAGUAGGAAGAUUGUCCAGAAAUAUCAAGAAAAUGGUGGCCACCCUGGAACAUCUGGCUCUGGAAGGUCUGCAGACAGUAAACCACAGGUCAAACCACCACAGCCUAAACCAGCGAGUCCAGUGAAAUUCACCUGCACUUCAGUGCGCGAUUACUUUGGCACAAGCACAGUGCAGAGAUCAAAUAAAAAACUGGUGGCUAGCAAAAGAAAAGCACCUACAGGCAGUGCUGAUUCCACGGUAGAUGACGAGGAGCUAGCUCGCCAGCUGCAGCUUGAUGAGGAUGCAGAGCUUGAGAGGCAGCUGCAUGAGGAUGAACAAUUUGCUAAAACACUGGCUAUGUUGGAUGAAUUGCCAAAAAGUAAAAAGGCACGUACUGAUUCUGAAGGCCAGGAACUGUCUUUAUCCUUGGUUGUAAAGGCUGAACCCCGAAAAACAGAUGAACAAGCAGGAGAACAUUCUGGUAAAACCAAGAUGUUGAGUGAAACUGACAGUAAUGUGAAAAAUCAUACUGAAAAAAUUGUAAGUAGCAAAUCGCAGAGCACGAGGACUUCUUCCCAACAGUCAUCUGAAUCUUCUGGUGCUAAAGUGGAAAAAUCACUUAGUAAAUUAUCUCCAGUCAAAAGCAGUACAAAACUUGCUAUCAUGAAACAUAAAGAAGAAUUGACUCAUGUGAUAGGGAGCAGUCCAACAAGAUCAGCCCGAGAGAAGAAAAUUUCGCCAAGGAAAGAGGAGACAACUGGGUUUUCAAAGAAAGGACAAACCAAGAUUACUCCAAAGAAAGAAGAAAAAACUGUCUCUUCAAAUAAAGAAAAAAAUUCUCCAAACAAAGAAAAGAAAAUAUCCCCAAAUAAACCUGAGUCUGAAAACCCAGAGAAUGCUGAAAAGAAGCGUCAGAAUUACCUGGCCUACCGUAGCUUCCUGAACCGCGAUGGCCCUCGAGCCUUAGGGUCUAAAGAAAUCCCUCAGGGAGCUGAGAACUGCUUGGAAGGACUUUCGUUCGUUAUUACAGGAGUCUUGGAGUCCAUGGAACGUGAUGAUGCUAAAUCUUUAAUCGAACGCUAUGGAGGGAAGCUGACAGGAAAUGUUAGCAAGAAAACCAGUUACUUGGUAACUGGUCGAGAAGGUGGACGAGCAAAACUGGACAAGGCUGAGAGUCUUGGAACAAAGCAAAUUGAUGAAGAUGGAUUGCUGGAUCUAAUUCGGAGAUUGCCAGGAAAGAGAUCCAAGUAUGAGAUUGCAGCUGAGAAUGAGGUUAACAAAUUGAAUAAUGCAAGAGAGAGUGGCAGGGUCAUGCAGAAAGACGAACACCACAGCAAGCAGGUCACACCGACAUUGAAGAAACAUUGUGAAGGUAAAAAGAGCAGUCCGUCAACACCUGAAAAUGGUGAGUCUUCAAGGUGUGCAAAGAGGAAUAUUUCAUUCGAAGCAGAUCCUCUCGACAGUGAACCUGCAGUGAAAUGUGAACCUCAGAUGCAGACUUUAGUGAAGGAAGAGCAGAGUUUGCUGUGGGUGGAUAAGUACAGACCUGCAGCACUGAAGAAUAUAAUAGGACAACAAGGGGAGCAGAGCUGUGCAAAUAAACUAGUUCGUUGGUUGAAGAGAUGGCACGUGAACAACUCUGGAGACAGCAAACCCACAGCGAAAUCCAACAAAUUUGGUGGAAAGGAUGAUGGUUCAAGUUUCAAAGCUGCACUGCUGUCCGGCCCUCCUGGUGUAGGUAAAACAACUACAGCUACUCUAGUCUGUAAGGAUGUGGGCUACAGCUAUGUUGAACUUAAUGCCAGUGUCACUCGCAGCAAAAACACCCUGAAGGAAGUGAUAGCAGAGUCACUGAACAAUACAAGUAUCAAAGGAUUCUCCUUAGGAGCACCAUCAGUAAGCACCAAACACUUGCUAAUCAUGGAUGAGGUGGAUGGGAUGGCUGGCAAUGAGGACAGGGGAGGGAUACAGGAAAUGAUUUCUCUCAUUAAACAGACCAAAGUUCCUAUUCUCUGUAUAUGUAAUGACCGAAAUCAUCCCAAGAUCCGUUCACUGGCCAAUUACUGCUUUGACCUCCGCUUUCAGCGGCCUCGAGUCGAACAAAUCAAGGGCGCAAUGAUGACUGUUGCUUUUAAAGAAGGCUUGAAGAUUCCCCCUCCAGCUCUGAAUGAAAUUAUACUUGCAGCAAAUCAGGACAUCAGACAGGUUCUGCAUAAUCUCAGUAUGUGGUGUGUAGAGAACAAGGCUUUGACCUAUGAUCAAGCAAAAGAAAAUGGCAGCAAGACAAGGAAAGAUACUAAACUGGGUCCAUUCGAUGUCGUGAGAAAAGUAUUUGCUACUGGAGAGGAGACUGCCCAUAUGAGUCUGAUUGACAAAUCUGACCUUUUCUUCCACGAUUACUCAAUAGCGCCACUGUUUGUGCAAGAAAACUAUUUGCAUAUGAAGCCCGCAGCUGCUGGAACAAACAUGAAGAAACACCUCAUGCUUUUGAGUAAGACAGCAGAAAGUAUCUGUGAUGGGGAUCUUGUUGAUAAAAGAAUUCGUUCUCUGCAGAUGUGGAAUCUGCUCCCUAUCCAGGCUAUUUAUGCCAGUGUGAUCCCUGGUGAAUUGAUGAGGGGAUACAUGUCACAGUUUCCAAGUUUCCCAAGCUGGUUGGGAAAGUUUUCAUCCACUAAUAAACACGAUCGCAUUGUGCAAGAACUUACCAGGCACAUGUGCCUAAGGACAUAUGCCAGUAAGCAAGCUGUAAACUUGGAUUAUCUUCCUUACCUGCGGGAUGCUCUGGUGCAGCCUCUGACACUUCAGGGAACAAAUGGUGUUCAAGAGGCAGUUGCAACAAUGAAUGCGUAUUAUCUGAUGAAAGAGGAUGUGGAUAGUAUCAUGGAGGUUAGCAGCUGGGCUGGUCGACCUGAUCCUUUCUCAAAACUAGAUCCUAAGGUGAAAGCUGCAUUUACACGGACCUAUAACAGAGAGACACACUUGACUCCCUAUGCACUACAAGCUGUAAAGAAAUUGAAACGUGGAAGUACAGCUGGAUCAUCACUGGACUCUGAUCUUAAUGAUGACUUUCAGACAGAGGAUGUACAGUCAGAAGAGACUGAGGAUAAUUUGGAAUUAGACGGAAUGAUUAAGCCAAAGAAACCAAAAACAAAAAACAAAACGGAAGAACAAAUAUCACAGAAAGGAAGAAAAGACAAGGGGAAACGGAAGGCAACCAAAUGAUAUUGUCCAGAGAUCAGCUGAUUUAAAAAAAAACUGAUUGUAGCUCUGCUGACAGGAAACAGAAUUGCAGAGACCAAUUUGAAUGUUUGAUGCUGGAUAUGACAAUUCAAGGCACAGUGUAUUUCCUUUCAGCUUCUAUAAAUUUAUAUUUACUGUCUUUACUGACUGAAGUAGAGAUGUGAGAAUUAUUCACUGUAUAUAUGCAAUGCAGAAAAACUACCCUUUAGGUAUUUUUUUGAAACUGUACAUUAACAAAAUUUGGCACAAAUUUCUUUUUUGAAUAAAGUAACUUUUGCAGUCUCAUCUGCACCAGGAAGGUGAUUCCUGUGUUACUUUCCCUGUGCAGACAUAACUGAAAACUGCUGAGAAAAGAUUUGAGGAUUAGCUGGUCUAUUCCCUGCACUGGGCUCUGAAACUUUGACAUCUGUGAAACAUUGCUCCCUGUUCUUACUAUGGCCUUGCUUGCAACUAGUUUGCCCCUUAGUAUCCAUAGCAGUUAUGUUGCAAGCUUGGCAUGUCAUCCCUUCUCUUUCGCCCUGACCCACUGAAACAAAAAUUCAAGUUCUUUGUUCUGCACUUUAUUUUUAUGAGUAUAUUAGUCAGUGUUGUGAUGAUGAAAACUGAAGAUGUCAGAUUACUUCCACUAGAGAGAAGCUGUUUACUCAAGAAUUCAUUUUAAUUCUGUGAUUGUUUUAAACCUCAUUCACAAAAGGCUUUCUGCUUGUAGGGUGACUAGGGGAAAUAUAUGCAAGGUUGCUCAGUUAUCACUUCCUUGUUCAUUCAAAGAUGUAUCAGCCAGUCAUGUGGCUGCAAACUAUAUUUUGUUAGAAGUCUAGUUACCAUUAAUAUUCUGGCAGUUUUUAUGUCCAAGCUUGGUGUCUAAUCCUGUUCGAUACCCUAACUUUCAUUCAGUAACUUAUUGUUUUGCCCCAAUUGAUAUAAUAUAAUGCCUGUUAAUUUCAUGGAAUAUUUUUGUUGCUCCUUCCGAUGAAAGUCAAAGCAAGUUGCUGUGUGGAUGUGUUGUUUUUUGUUACAUUAAAUGCAGUAAUGAAAGUUUGUGGUGUUACUAGGACUUGGGUGCAAGCUCCUUUUGUGCGAUGUUCACCAGAGAUGGUAGGAAUCAAGUGGUUACAUAAAUAAGCAAUGAUGGAGACUGUUUAAUCUUGUCAUGACAGCAACCUGUUGUAUUGUUUUCAGGCCUAAGUCUUUGGCUUCUUACUGUAUACUUGCAGAAAAGGUUGUUGAUACUUAGCAUUUCACUUACAUGGGGUCCAAACUCUGUUUUCUGAAGCUCUCGAUCAUAAAACCAGAUUUCUGUUCUUGAGUGUCAACAAAUAGUCCAACUUGCUGAAGUAGAUCCAAUGUAUCUAAGCAACAAUUUCUUCCAAAUUAAGGCUUAGCUUCUCCCUUUGGUAUUAGGGGGUUGCAAUUUUGUUAACAAUUUUUUUGUAUUUUUGUUUUGGGCAGAAUGAGGAAACUCAUUGCUGGGAAAGAUGGUCCCGUGGUUAGUUUUAUUUCCGGUAAAUUGAACUAUGGACAACAAUAAUUAUAAAAAAAAUGACAUAACCACUAGUGAAAGAUUUCUUUUAGAAUAACUUGAUAUGUUAACAAAACAAUAUAUUUUAGAAAGCCUGUUUACAGAGCGUUCAGAAUUCUUACUUGAAAUUACAGACUUUGGAGUUCAUCGUGGGAGCCAGGAAUUUUGGUGAGAUUUCCAAUAUUAAUAGUAAAUCCCAAAAAACUGAAGACAGUCCAAGGUAUGAUGUAAAACAGAAAUAAAUAAAACUUAAGAAUUUAAACUCAUUUGCAAAAGGGCAAAACUGGGAUCAGCUAGGACUCAAGCUAUGUAGAUGCAAUCAUGUCUUUCUCUAUUUUAUACUCAAUUGGUGUAGUUGUGAAUAUUCAGAUAACCCCAGCCUGACUUUAGCUCUAGUAAUGGGAAAUGAAAUAUAUUAAUGGUACUCCUGCACAAUGGGUUUUUGUUCACCUAGUAGGUAAGGAGAAAAUUCUACACACUGCUACUGCUCCCCAGCCAUGCCACAAAAAAUCCAAAACAAUCCACCAGGAAAUUGUCAGAAUUUCACUAAUUCAGUAAGGUUCUAUUAAUCCUAGAGUUGUAAAUGAAUGUUGAAGACCAGAAAUAUUAUGAUUUAAAUGGGGAUGGUUGGUGGAUUGCUAGAGCAAUCACAUUGCUACUAUGCUCUUGCCAUCCCAUUAAUCUCUCAUCCUUUGCUCUGAAUGUUGUCAAGUUGUGCCCAUGGUCUGGAAGAUCUUAGAACUUUAAAACAUUAUAUUUUUAAAUCUAUUUCUUAAAUGAGCUUGAUUAGCUAGGAUUCAAUUGUCAGGCCUGUUAGUUACUGCAGUGGUAAUGCAGCUUGCAUCUUAUUUAUUUGAUGCAUUCCUUAAAAAGACAGGUUUCCAAAAGUGACUGAAUUAUAGUUUUUUUUCCUCCCUCGGUAUAUUUUGAGCCACAAGACCUGGGUUCAAGUCCCACCUGCUCCAGAGGUGUGUAAUAGCAUCUCUGAACAGCUUGAUUAGAAAAAUAUUAAUUUUAAAAACAAGUGUGGCGUGGAGUUCAUAAAGGUGUUCAAAGCGCUGUUCGUGAAUGUUGGAAAGACUGUAUCCAGUGAGAUUGUGAAAGCUAACUUUGGGAUGCUCAAUUACCAUCAGCAUAGUUUUUAAAAAAAAAUUCUCUUAUUAAAUAGUAGUCACUGAAUUUUAAUUCAUUAUAAGCGUAAAUGGAUUUCUUCAAGAAAUGUAUUUACAAUUUUCACCAUAAAUAUAUUCAAAAAGAAAAAUGUUUCAGAUGUGCAUGUACACUGAAGAACUCCUGGGGCUUUCAACAAUGGUUUCAGAUGUUGGAUCUGUAAAAUAAAUGACAAAUCAUUCAAUGAAAACAGAAUGCUCAAGAAGUGCAGCAGGUCUGGCAGCACCUGUGGAGAGAGAAACAGUUAACACUGAGUUCAGUGACUGUUCACAUUUAAUUUUGUUUCUCUUUCCACAGAUGCUGCCAGACCUGCUGAGUUUCUCCAGUACUAACAACAUUAAAGGAUCACUGGCCCUCAUUCAUUUCUACUUAUCUGUAGUAAGAAAACUUAAGAUAAUCAAACACAAUUCAGGAAAUUAUAAGUAGGCUGUAUGCAUUUGACAUUUAGCUUAUUGAAAAUAGGACUCUUCACAACUUCAGUAAAUAUGAUCUUGACAUUAAAAGAGGAAACAAAAUAAUGUUGAACCAAAAAUGUGACCUGUAGUUUCAACAUGUGCAAAUUUAGUAUCAAAGAAUGCUUUCCCUUUAUCUAGUUCGAAAUAAAUUAAUGAGUAUUGGCAAAAUCUGCUAUUUAAUGAUUCUACUUAAUUGCUAAUAAUUGUUUCAGAGCAAAUGGUUUUUGACCUGUUCAGAAGACAGGCGUUCUAGCCCAUGACAAUUUGCAAUAGGUGAUAGAGCUGAAAGACUUUUUGUAUCGAAUGUGGUGUGAGCUAGUCAGCUGAAGAUGCCUGAAAACCAUCAAGUGGACAUAGGAAUAAAACUGUUUUAAGUUGCUUAUAUGAACGGGUUCUUCCCAGAAAGCUUGCAAGAAUUGGAAACACAUUGUAUCUCUGAAAUUCUGUGGUAUACAUCUUUCUUAAUUUCAUGAAAAAAAUACAAUUUCUUGCUUGGCAGCUAUUUCAUAGAUGGCUUUGAAACGAUUUAUGUUAAUAUAGUAUAGUUUAAUUGUAAACUAGGUACUGGAGAAAGAUUGAAUAAAU